AUGAUCACCGAACGAGACGUUUUGAACUCGCAGCUGAUGAAAAAGACGGAGGAGGUGGAAGCGGCCAAUAAGAAAAUUGAGUCGUUGCAAGACUCCCUUCAAAACGGAGAGACGCAAUACACCAUGCGCCUCGACGACAUACGACUUCUAAAACUCGAAGUUGUUAAACUAAGAUCGGAGAAAACAGCUUUGCGGAGGAGUUUGGCGAGUCUGGCCGACUCGAGACAGCAUAUUUUCAACCUGGAGCGAGAUCUAGCAAAAGAAAGAGUCAAGUGUCGAGCUUUGGAGGAGGAACUGCAAAAUCCCCUUAACAUUCAUCGAUGGAGAAAGCUAGAGGGCUCAGAUCCAGAGUGUUAUCAGCUGAUCAACAAGAUGCAGCUGCUCCAGAAACGAGUGCUCUCGAAAACGUCGGAAGUGGUCGAGAAGGAGGAGCAACUCAAGGAGGCGGAGGAGUUGUACGCCGACUUGAAAACCAUGCUCUCAAGACGGCCGCCUCCUGACCUCCAGGACAAGUUCAAAGCCGUCCAACUCCAAAUCCAGCAGAAGAAUCGGAAAAUCCAGGCUUUGACGGGUCAGUUGGAAGCAGCAGAGGCUCAGGCGUCAGAAUACAAAGUGGAAGUUGAGCGAUGUCGUAUUGAGCUCGAUUCGUUUAAAAAAAAGUACUAUCAGCAAAAACACAACAUCGGGAAGCUGCGCCAGAAAAGUAUGGACGACUCAUCCUCGGCGCUAUCGACGAAUCUUGCGGAAAAAUUGAGGCACGAGUUGGAGAAACCCAAGUCUUCCAGAGGAGCCAAAAUAGCCGGAGGAGGGUUCAGUAUGAUCCUCACUCCACCUCGCACUGUUAAUAAGUCUUCCACUAUAAGUAGGAUAAAAUGA
Messenger RNA from Bemisia tabaci, 876 nucleotides. NCBI's taxonomy places the organism in Eukaryota, Metazoa, Arthropoda, Insecta, Hemiptera, Aleyrodidae. The record is from RefSeq and is a predicted model, not a curated record.